Molecule: messenger RNA, 2010 nt
Organism: Oryza sativa Japonica Group (Japanese rice)
Lineage: Eukaryota; Viridiplantae; Streptophyta; Magnoliopsida; Poales; Poaceae
Product: EH domain-containing protein 1
Biological process (GO): endosomal transport; endocytosis
Cellular component (GO): plasma membrane; intracellular membrane-bounded organelle; cytoplasm
Molecular function (GO): GTP binding; calcium ion binding; protein binding
Source: RefSeq, a predicted model, not a curated record
GGGAGCCGAUCCCCCGCGCGCGGCAAUCGGGGCAUUCGCCAGCCACACCUCUCUCCAUCCUCUCGUUCUCUCUCUGUCUCCUCUUCUCUCUCCCCCGACGGAGAGGAGAGAAGGCGAGGAGCCGGGGGAGAUGGGAUCGGACUCGCCGCCCAAGAAAUGGGGCCUCAGGGAGCAGCGCGAAGCCUACCUCCGGUGGUUCUCCCUCGCCGACGACGAUGGAGAUGGGCGCGUGACGGGGAAAGACGCGCUCAAGUUCUUCGCCAUGUCGAAUCUCUCCCGCCCCGAGCUGAAGCAGGUCUGGGCAAUCGCUGAUUCCAAGCGUCAGGGUUAUCUUGGAUUCUCGGAGUUUAUGACCGCAAUGCAGCUGGUUUCUCUUGCACAAGCUGGGAAUGAGAUUAGUCAGGACACCCUUGCACAUGCAGAUUUGGAGACGUUGCUACCUCCGACAAUGGAAGGUCUGGACAAAAAACUAAAAAAUAAUUCUAUGAGCAAGAGCAACUCUGAUAUUGUCGUACGUCAUCCGUCAGAAUUGCCUGCAUCAGCCAACUGGUUUAACUCCAAGUCAGGAAAGAAGAUUCCUUUAAGAUCAGUUACUUCGAUCAUCGAUGGGUUAAAGAAAUCUUACAUUGAGAAGUUGAGGCCACUAGAAAAAACAUAUCAGUUCGAUGACUUUGUUUCACCUUUGCUGACUAGCAGUGAUUUCGAUGCGAAGCCAAUGGUCAUGUUGCUGGGUCAGUAUUCCACAGGAAAAACCACAUUCAUAAAGCAUUUACUGAAGACAAAUUAUCCAGGUGCUCAUAUUGGUCCAGAGCCUACAACUGACAGAUUUGUUGUUAUUACUUCUGGACCUGAUGAAAGAUGCAUCCCUGGAAACACAAUUGCCGUGCAAGCAGACAUGCCAUAUAGUGGCUUGUCAUCUUUUGGGACAGCAUUUCUAUCAAAGUUUGAAUGUUCUCAGAUGCCUCAUCCACUACUGGAUCAUAUAACCUUUGUGGACACUCCUGGAGUUUUAUCAGGGGAAAAGCAGCGAACACAGCGUAGCUAUGACUUCACUGGAGUUACAUCAUGGUUUGCAGCCAAGUGUGACCUAAUUCUUCUCCUAUUUGAUCCACAUAAGCUUGACAUCAGUGAUGAGUUCAAGCGUGUAAUUGGGUCACUCAAAGGGCAUGAUGAUAAAAUACGUAUAGUUCUGAACAAAGCAGACCAAGUUGAUGCACAACAACUCAUGAGAGUCUAUGGAGCACUGCUAUGGUCGCUUGGGAAAGUUCUGAACACACCAGAAGUCAUGCGUGUGUACAUAGGUUCAUUUAACGACAAGCCCAUUAGGGAGACAGUAGCUGGGCCACUGGGUAAAGAACUGUUUGAGAAAGAACAAGAAGACCUGCUCUCCGACCUGAAUGACAUUCCAAAGAAAGCCUGUGACCGUCGAAUCAACGAAUUCGUGAAGCGUUCGAGGUCAGCCAAGGUCCAUGCUCACAUAAUCAGCCACCUGAAGAAGGAGAUGCCGGCGCUGAUGGGCAAGGCCAAGGCGCAGCAGCGGCUGCUCGACACCCUCGACGAGCAGUUCGCCAAGGUUCAGAAGGAGCUGCACUUGCCGGCCGGCGACUUCCCCAGCGUGGAUGAGUACAGGGAGACACUGAGCGCCUACAACUUCGACAAGUUCGAGAGGCUGAAGCCCAAGCUGGUGCAGGGCGUCGACGACAUGCUCGCCUACGACAUCCCCGAUCUCCUCAAGAGCUUCAGGAACCCCUACGAAUGAAUGAGCAAGCAGCAGCAGUCAGAGAAGGCGUGUUCGACCACAAUACAAGCAUGGAUCUUUCUUGUUCACAAAAAAAGAAUGUGAUCCGUGAAUCGUCAAUCCAUCUCUUUUGUGCUCCACGAAGGCGCGAUAUAUGGCUUUUUGUUGGCGAUUUUCUUCAGUCUUCUGCAGUGAUCUCUGAAGAAGGCAGUGUGACAGGAAUGUGCAAAGUGAAGCCGAUUGGAAAGUUUGGAACAGCGUUAAACUGGGCU